This is a messenger RNA of Saxophila tyrrhenica, 468 nucleotides long. RefSeq lists its product as uncharacterized. NCBI's taxonomy places the organism in Eukaryota, Fungi, Ascomycota, Dothideomycetes, Mycosphaerellales, Extremaceae. The record is from RefSeq and is a predicted model, not a curated record. The coding region runs from base 1 to 468 and encodes 155 amino acids. The transcript is spliced from 6 exons.
AUGCCUUAUACCGGGUUUUUUGAGAUUUUGCCGUUGUUCGGAGAAGAUUGCUGGACCAAGGUCCAGUCAGGAUGGCCUGCUGUUGGGGAUGCGACGGCUACCGGGGAUGAACCCUUCCGCCAGCCAGUUGAUGAAGCCCUCGAGCGGUUUCAUGCAAGAAUGGCAAGGGCGGCGGCUAGGGUGAACCCGGUAGUCGUCAUAGAUUUGACUCCAGAGAAGGAGAACGAGCCACCAGAGAGUGGCAAGAAGAAGAAGACCAAGGCAGAGACCAAGGUCGAGGAGAAGAAGAAGCUGGCGAAGAGAGCCGCACAUAGAAUUUUCGAUGACGAUGAUGAGGAAGAGGACGAUGCGGCGGCGCUGCGUAUGCUUACCUUGUUGUACCUCGAACGUCGUCCACCUGCUGACUUCAAGGCUCAGCCGCGGAGAAAACCAAGCGUUGGUCCCACGCAGUCCGUAGCCGACGGCUAG